Trichomonas vaginalis G3 is the source of this 309-nucleotide messenger RNA. Its product is annotated as protein of unknown function, DUF4108 family. The record is from RefSeq and is a predicted model, not a curated record. Lineage: Eukaryota; Parabasalia; Trichomonadida; Trichomonadidae. The transcript has a single exon. The annotation marks the transcript as partial.
AAAGUUUGGAACAUCGAACCAGUUAAGUUUGCUAUUGUGACUAAAAAUGGUGCGAAAUUUGAAGACUUAGACAUAGAAGGUUUGUUAGCAGUCAAAGAAAGUUUUGACAGAAGGUUCUCAAACCUUAAAGAAGGCAAAGCAUACAAACUUGUUAUACCUUAUGAACCAAAGAAAGCAGACGACUAUGAAUAUUAUGAGUCUAAGAUAGUUGAAGUUCAAGGUAAAUUGGGUAAAAAGAUUUUAGAGUCUAAGCCAGUGUUUGCUCCUAAAGAGGAAGAGAACAUUGACAUUGACCCAGAAAUGUUCUAA